Drosophila innubila is the source of this 1261-nucleotide messenger RNA. RefSeq lists its product as uncharacterized. The record is from RefSeq and is a predicted model, not a curated record. Bases 5 to 934 code for a protein of 309 amino acids. The transcript has a single exon. Lineage: Eukaryota; Metazoa; Arthropoda; Insecta; Diptera; Drosophilidae.
GGACAUGGACAACCUCAAUGACGAUUGUGUGUGCAUAAUAUUGGAGUACCUGUCACUGGUGGAUCAGAUAGCAAUGGCACGCUGCUCAUUGCGCUAUGAGGAGUUGUUGUGUCAAAUUGUCUGGCGGAAGCCUCGUUAUCGGGAAAUUUCCGUGUCAUACACAAUGUUUGCGCCACUCAGCAAAGAGGAUUACAUGUACUUCUUUGAGCUGACCAGUUGUCAGAUGGAGAAGCUCUACAUAUGGAACGUGCAUGAGAAGGCCUUUGAUUCGUAUCUGGGUCGGCAUCUGAUGCGUCCCGAACUGACGUUCUAUCUGCUCCUGGAUAUGUCCAAUCUUCAAGAGCUUUGCAUUACGGACGAUAAUAUGAACAACAGCAUGAUUCAGACCAUCACCAAAAGUUGCCCAAAUCUGCGCAGUCUCAGUGUGUCAAGUGCGUAUAUCACCGGCAAAUUUAUGGUUGGACUUCAUAAACUCAAGACUCUGGUUGCCCGCGAAUGCUCCAUCGAGGCCACUCACCUGGAGGAGCUGCUGGCCCAGCUGCAACUGACCACAUUAGAUCUGACAUCAAAUAAAAACAAAGUGGAGGAGACAAUCCUGCAAGCGCCAGCCUCUGGCUUGGCACGCCUGCAAAGAUUAGGAAUUUCAGAUGCACAGAACUGUGGCUUUAGCGUUGCCGAGCAACUGCCCGAGCUCAAGGAAUUGGUGGUGAGCUAUCACGAUAUGGAGGCGCAGGAUUUAAGUGAUAUGCUGGAAAAGACAAGACAAUUGGCCGAAUUAUCGGAGACCAAGUUUCCGAAGCGCCUGCAAUUGAUCAUGUGCAAUGUGGUUGACGUGGAGGUGGCUCUGGAGCAGAUAACUGGCCUGGAGACCCGCAGUCCACGGGAAUCGCCAAAAUUCUGUGAACUACUGAAGAUUAUCUACAAAUGUAAAUAAGUUUUCAUUCUACAAUAUUUAUACUCUGACAUUAUCCUUACAUUUUAAAGCAUCUGCUUUUAUUAAAUCUAGUCUUCGAGUUUCCUAUCUAUGUCUAGGAAACUUGAGAAUAUAGAAAGAAUAUCUAUAUUCAACAUACCAAAGACAGUUGAUCGAUCUUUUGAUUGUGUUAUGCUUUUUUUUUUUUGUAAAUACACGACAGUUAAUAUUUUCUACAAAUGGUUUAAAACUUUAUUUAAACAUGUUUACAAUUAAUAGGUAGGUUUUUAAAUAUUAGUUUGUCCGGCAAUAUGCCAAAAGAUCAAAAAUAUAAAUUCAUUAGUCAAA